AUGCGCACUGCUUCACCUCUACCAUCUCGUGUUAUCCUUAUCCAAGGACCACAGGAUAUAAAACUUUGCGAGAGUAAUGGAGAGACCGAGUCCUAUGCCUGUCUAAGUCACUGCUGGGGCAAGAAACAUAUCAUCAGGACGACUGCAUCUAAUCUGUCGCUCCACAAGCAACAAAUCAAGUGGGGCAGGCUCCCUCUCACAUUCCGGCAUGCCGUGUCUUUUGCCUAUCGCCUUGGCUUAAAGUAUCUCUGGAUCGACUCGCUGUGCAUUAUCCAAGACGAUGUUGAUGACUGGCGCCGCGAAGGAAGCAAAAUGGCUCAAAUCUAUUCUGGGGCUUACAUUACACUCGCUGCUACAGCAUCUCGAGAUGCAUCAAAUGGCUGCUUCCGCCGCGGCGUCCAACGCACUGUCUUCUGCCUCUCAUAUCCGGACGAAAAUGGUUCCAAGCUAGGCCUCUGCGUCCGGACAAGAUUAAAGAACGCCAGCUGGAUCUACGGCAGGGCGCCCUUGUUACCUCGCGGAUGGACAUUGCAAGAACGGCUACUCUCUCGACGGGUCCUGUAUUUCACGCACGAAGAGCUCGUCUGGGAUUGCAAGACCAAGCAAGAUUGCGAAUGCUCCAUCCCACCCCCCUUCACCCCACUCUCAAAUAUGUGCAACAUCUCGACAACAUGGUGCAAGCUCAUCGAGCAAUACACUCAACAACGCCUGACGUAUGAGAAGGAUGUUUUCCCGGCCUUGCAAGGUAUCAGCAAGAUGCUCUCUGUUUACACCAAGUCCCGCUAUCUAGCCGGUCUAUGGGAAAACACAGUGAUAUUGGGUCUUUUAUGGAUACGCUGUAAGAAAGAAUGGCAGCGGCCCCAAACAUGGCGUGCGCCAUCCUGGUCCUGGGCCUCUGUUAUAGGCGACGUGCGCUGGAACGACUACGUCUACCAAAGCUCUUUCCGCACGCUGGCCACGUACAUCGCCGCAGAGAUACAGCCACUGGGCGCUGAUGCCUUUGGAGAAUUAGCAUCUGCCAGUCUCACGCUGAGAGCUCGUUGUUUCUCCCACGCAGCGCAAGAGCCGUGGCUGCCUCUUACAUAUCCACGUGAAAACACGUCGUCGUGGCUUGAUCUAAAGCAUCAGCCUUGGAGCCCAGAUCGUGUCGAGGCCAUCGUUUAUCUCGAUUGCAAGGUACCAGAGUUUGACCAGGCGAGGCCGCAGAGCAAGAUGCUGCGCCCAGAGACGUGUGUCAAGACGGUCGUCAUGGCGCAGUAUCACCCCCAAGAAUAUAAGUACACCGUCUUUUACUGUUUGCUGCUGCGGAAGACGGGGCAAGGGGACCGGGCUACGUACGAGCGGUUUGGAUAUAUGGAGGUGUGGCCGCGAGAGGUGCACAUGGAUGCAUCUGAACUUCCCUUGGACGAAGAGGAGAUUUUGUACAUUGUUUAAAGUGAAACAGCACAUUUUAGCACAAAAAGAAAAGAAACAAUACGACCUGGAUUCUUA
Bipolaris maydis ATCC 48331 is the source of this 1491-nucleotide messenger RNA. The record is from RefSeq and is a predicted model, not a curated record. NCBI's taxonomy places the organism in Eukaryota, Fungi, Ascomycota, Dothideomycetes, Pleosporales, Pleosporaceae.